Messenger RNA from Pseudoliparis swirei, 762 nucleotides. Its product is annotated as involucrin-like. The annotation marks the transcript as partial. The record is from RefSeq and is a predicted model, not a curated record. The transcript has 4 exons. NCBI's taxonomy places the organism in Eukaryota, Metazoa, Chordata, Actinopteri, Perciformes, Liparidae.
GAGAGAGAGACAGACAGACAGACAGAGAGAGAGAGACACAGAGAGAGAGACAAGCAGACAGACAGACAGACGGUGAGAGACAGUGAACAACUUGAACAACUACAACAACUAGAACACCUAGAACAACUAGAACACCUAGAACAACUAGAACAACUAGAACAACGAGAACAACUAGAACAACGAGAACAACUAGAACAACUAGAACAUCUAGAACAACUUAAACAACUACAACAACGAGAACAUCUAGAACACCUAGAACAACUAGAACUAGAAAAACUAGAAGAUCUAGAACACCUAGAACGACUAGAAGAACUAGAACAACUAGAACAUAUUGAACACCUAGAACAACUAGAACACCUCGAAAAACUACAACAACUAGAACAACUAGAACAACUACAACAACUAGAACAUCUAGAACAACUUGAACAACUAGAAUAACUAGAACUAGAACAACUAGAACAACUAGAAUGACUAGAAUGAGUAGAACAACUUGAACAAUUAGAACAACUAAAACAUCUAGAACAACUUGGACAACUAGAACAACUAGAACAUCUAGAACACCUAGAACAACUAGAACAACGAGAACAACUAGAACAACUAGAACAUCUAGAACAACUACAACAACUAGAACAUCUAGAACACCUAGAACGACUAGAAAAACUAGAACAACUGGAACAUUUAGAACAUCUAGAACAACUAGAACAUCUAGAACAGGGGGAGGCCGAGAGGGAGGGGGGAGGAGGGGGAGGAGGACGGAGGUAA